GGGGAACUAUUAGUGGGUGGGUUAUAUUUAGCUUGGUCCAAUGAAGUGCUAUGGCCCUAGUUACUUUCCAUUGCAGCCCUCACAGGAUCCUGGCUAUAACUCUUUGAUGUUUCAUGUGUUAAAAGAACAAUAAGGGAGUAUAGGGGAAAACUCUUUUUUUUAGUAUAAGGCAACCUGUGCAAAGGAAGUGAUAGCAGACUCAUGAAUGAAUCAUACUGUGCACAACUAGUGUGCAUCUAAGGACAUGUGUGGAUUUGAAUUUUUGGACAUCUGAAACCAAAAGGAAAAACUACUAACUUAUUUGGUCACUGUGCGUUACUUCUACUGUCAAGUGUUUAAAAAGAAAUGCGAUCUAGAAGCAAUAGCGUUGAAUGUCCACCUAUGACGUGCAAGCAAACAAAUGUCUACCAGUGUAUUAAUUCCGAUAAAGAGGACACCUCUGAUCUUGACAUCAAGGAAAGAAAAGGGGACAGGAAACAGAGAAGUUACAUGACUGAAACUGGCACAAUCCUAAGAAGUCGCAAAUCCGACUCAAAACACGGCUCUUCAAAAAAGGGAAAUGACCUCUCCCGAGAUGACUUACUAUUCCUUCUUAGUGUGCUGGAAGGAGAACUGGAAGCUCGAGAUGAGGUCAUAUCAGUGUUAAAGGCUGAAAAAAUUGACUUGGCUCUGCUGGAGGCUCAAUAUGGUUUUGUAACUCCAAAAAGAGUAUUGGAAGCUCUACAGAGAGAUGCAAUCCAAACUAAUGCUCCACAGUGGCAGGAAGAUAUCUAUGAAAAACCAAUGUGUGAGCUGGACAAGGUUAUUGAGAAACAUAAAGAGACUCACAAGAGGAUGCUGGAGCAGAUUUUAUUAGUAGAGAAGUCACAGAGACAAACAUUGUAUGAACUUGAAGAUGAAAAAAUAAAGCAUACAGAGUAUAUGGAUAAAAGUGAUGAAUUUACUCACUUACUGGAGCAGGAACGUGAAAGGUUGAAAAAGUUGAUUGAACAAGAAACAGCAUAUCAAGCUAAAAAGGAAAAAGAAAACCACAAGAAAAUAACCAAGCUUAGAGAUGAGCUCACAAAGUUGAAAUCGUUUGCAUUAAUUGUGGUCGAUGAGCAACAAAGGUUAACAGAGCAGUUAAAUUUGCAAAGUGAAAAGAACCUAGAACUUACAACAACAGUUCAACAAGUCCAAGAAAAACGUUCUAUAUUUGAAGUCAAGGCAGAAGAAGAGGAGCGAAAAGCAAACAAACUACAGACUGAACUCCAGGCUCAAGCAAGUAAAUUCUUUCAAGAACAAGAAGCCACAAUGGCAAAACUAACGGGUGAAGAAACUCAGAAUCGCCAGCUGAGAUUAAAGCUAGCAGCUUUAAGCAGACAAAUUGACGAGCUGGAGGAAACCAACAAAACUUUACGCAAAGCAGAGGAUGAGCUUCAUGAACUAAGGGAAAAAAUGAACAAGGGAGAAUGUGGAAACUCCAAUCUCAUGGCUGAAGUGGAAGAGCUUAGAAAACGCCUGCUAGAAAUGGAAGGCAAAGACGAGGAGCUUAUAAAAAUGGAAGAGCAAUGCAAAGAUUUGAAUAGGAAAUUAGAAAAAGAAUCAAAUCAAAGUAAAAGCCUUAAAGUUGACAUAGACAAAUUAAACAAAAGAAUUAUAGAGCUUGAAAAAUUAGAAGAUGCCUUUAACAAAAGCAAACAAGAAUGUUCUUCCAUUAAAUGUACGUUAGAAAAAGAACGAACAACCACAAAGCAAUUAACAAAUGAACUUGAAAGUUUAAAAGUUAGAAUCAGGGACUUAGAAGCUAUUGAAGUUAAGCUUGAGAAAACAGAAUGUAUACUAAAGGAAGAUCUAACCAAACUCAAAACAUUAACAGUGAUGCUUGUUGAAGAAAGGAAAACCCUGACAGACAAAAUCAAACAAACUGAAGAAAAAAUAAAAUACACCAACACACAAUUUCAGUUGGAGCAAAAUAAAGUUACAUCUGUUACAGAAAAACUGAUUGAAGAAAGUAAGAAAUCUCUCAAAUCAAAGGCAGAGUUACAAGAAAAAAUGCACAAUGUUACUAAAGAAAAUGAGGAACUAAGGAGCAAACUUCGGUCAGAGGAAGAAAAAGCCAGUGAUCUCAUGUCAAAAGUUGCCAUAUUAAAGAAAAAAAUACAGAGUUUAGAAUUGAUUGAAAAAGAAUUUCUAAAAACUAAAAUGAAGCAAGGAAGCACACAAUCUGAAAUGUUUUGUCAAGAAAAUAAUAAAAUAAAAGAACUCACUCAAGAAGUUGAAAGGCUUAAACACACACUUAAGCAAAUGAAAGCAAUGGAAGACGAUCUUAUGAAAACAGAAGAUGAGUUUGAAUCUUUAGAGAGAAGAUAUUUUAAUGAACAGCAAAAGGCAAAAAGGUUUUCAGAAGAACUCGAAGUUCUAAAAAUGGAAUUCACAAAUUACAAACUAGCAGAAAAAUCAGGGACUUUUCAGGAAAAAGUAUUGCUUACAAAACUUAAAGAGGAAGAAGCAAAGUCAGGUCAUCUUUCAAGGGAAGUGAGUGCUUUAAAAGAAAAGAUACAUGAAUACAUGAAAACAGAAGAUAAUAUUUGUCGUUUAAAGGGAGAUCAUUCCAUUCUUCAAAGAAAACUUAACCAACAAGAAAACAAAAACAAAGAGUUGACUAAAGAAAUUGAAAAUCUUUCAAAGGAACUGGAAAGGUAUCGCCGUUUUAGCAAAAGCCUACGGCCCAGUCUCAAUGGAAGGCGCAUUUCUGACUUUCAAGUGUUCUCAAAAGAAGUACAGACAGAUCCAGCAGAUAAUGAGCCUCCUGAUUACAAAAGCCUUGUUCCUUUGGAAAGAGCGGUUAUAAAUGGACAAUUGUAUCAAGAAAGUGAUACUGAAGAUGAAGAUACACAAGAUGAGGAUUCUGCUGUGGUUUUUAAAUGUAAUUCUUCAAAUGGAAACUCUUUAAAUAACACCAAACAAAGAGCGCCAUGGAGAAAAUUCAACCAGCAGCAGUCACAAAAUGGAAAAGUGCACUUAAAACAAAAUGGAAAUUAUAUAAAUCCAGGAGAUAUGGUGCUAACUCAUACACCUGGACAACCAUUACAUAUCAAAGUUACACCAGACCAUGGACAAAAUACAGCCACACUUGAAAUAACAAGUCCUACUAUUGAGAACCCACACUCCUUUACAAGCACUGCUGUAAUUCCAAACUGUGGUACUCCAAAACAAAGGAUAACAAUAAUACAAAAUGGUUCUUUAACCCCAGUGAAAUCAAAAAUAAUCGAUGGAUAUAUGACAACUGAACAAGUGAUGGCGCCAAUUGCUAUGACUUCUUUUGUCAGGCCUAGAACCCCUGACUCAUGUGGUUCUAUAACACCAGACAGAACUAUGUCCCCCAUUCAAGUACUAGCAUUAAAAGGUUCAUCAAGUUCUCCAGAUCGGGUGCUGUCUCCAGAGCCAAUGGAAAUCGGUGGCAGCCAUGCAAUCUUUCGAGUGUCACCUGACAAACAAGCUGGGUGGCAGUUACAAAGGUCUAAUAGUUCAAGUUCCAGCGUAAUAACUACUGAGGACAAUAAAAUACAUAUCCAUUUAGGAAGACCCACUAGUCCUUUCACUCCAGUACAAGAGAAAAGACCUUCACUAACAAAUGGAACCCCAAAUAAACCCACAAAUAAAAUUACCAGCAGUAUUACAAUAACACCAACAGCUACUCCACUAUCACGGCAAUCACAAAUUACAGUUUCAGAAGUCUCAUGUACCCCAGCUCCAUCUCGGAUACCAAAACCAAAGGCCACUACUGUAUCAAAACUACCUGUUAAAAAAAUUAUUGGAAAUCAAAAACUAGCACGAGACAUUGGCAGAGAUAAGUUACAUUUAUCAAAACCAGGCUCAACUCUUCCAAAUGGCACAAAACACUGAUGAUAAAAAAGCUGCUGCUACCAUAAAGUGUAAUCAUGAUUAAAUGCCAACUUACUUAACUAAACCAUGCAGAAAGAUGUCUUAUUUUUUUACUUUUUAUUUUAUUGCCUGUGUAUUGUUUUUGGAAAUUAUGGAUAAUAAUUUCUUGAAGGUUAGUAAAACAUUAAAGAAACUAAAAAAAAUAAUAAUCUGA
Bombina bombina (fire-bellied toad) is the source of this 4081-nucleotide messenger RNA. It is a transcript of the gene FILIP1L, whose product is annotated as filamin A interacting protein 1 like. Bases 346 to 3888 code for a protein of 1180 amino acids. The transcript is spliced from 6 exons. The record is from RefSeq and is a predicted model, not a curated record. Lineage: Eukaryota; Metazoa; Chordata; Amphibia; Anura; Bombinatoridae.